CCGCCCACCACCCCGGUACGCCCCGCCAUCGCUCUGCCUUCCGCUUCCGGCGGGGGGCCGGGCAGCGGCGGGAGCGGAGGCGACGUGUCGGCGCAGGAGCGGAACCAGGGCCUGGGCGGGAUGGAGUUGGAGGCGAUGAGCAGGUACACCAGCCCGGUGAACCCGGCUGUCUUCCCGCACCUCACCGUGGUGCUCCUGGCCAUCGGCAUGUUCUUCACCGCCUGGUUCUUCGUCUACGAGGUGACCUCUACCAAGUACACGCGGGACAUCUACAAGGAGCUGUUGAUCUCCUUGGUGGCCUCGCUUUUCAUGGGCUUUGGCGUUCUCUUCCUGCUGCUGUGGGUCGGUAUCUACGUCUGAGGCCCGGCUGGAGGAGCACUGGUACUGUCUCAUGAAUCCGUAUGUCUGUGGGCAGCCCUGCAGAAGCUCUUUUUAUAUUUCUUUUAUACUUCAACAUCAAAGCCCGCACCAGGCAUGGACUGUGCUCUUGCGGAGUGACUUUUGCCAACCCAGCAAACCAAACCUGAAUAAAGCUGGCUCUGUGGUGCACCUGC
Falco peregrinus (peregrine falcon) is the source of this 554-nucleotide messenger RNA. It is a transcript of the gene TMEM258, whose product is annotated as transmembrane protein 258. Lineage: Eukaryota; Metazoa; Chordata; Aves; Falconiformes; Falconidae. The record is from RefSeq and is a predicted model, not a curated record. Gene Ontology annotation, biological process: protein N-linked glycosylation. The transcript has 4 exons. Bases 121 to 360 code for a protein of 79 amino acids. Gene Ontology annotation, cellular component: membrane-bounded organelle.